AUGUUCGGUAGCAGCGCCAAAUCAAGACCGAUAAGCUCAAAAUGCCGACAGAUGCCAAAAGGUAUUGCAGAAUCCCCAUCUUCAAUCCACUCGAAGCUCCCCUCCUCAUCAGCAAUCAUACACCUACGUUCGGCAAGUCAAGACAACUGGCAUGUGUCGAUCACUGAUCCGUGCCCACAACGGAUGAAUGCACAUACUCAUGGUUGCGAAGCCUCCAAUCACACUCCAAGGGUUGAGGCCAACAUGUUUCUUGGAAUCGCACUUAGCAACAGCAACAAAUCAAAUUGGGGAGCCCAAAUUGCCAUCAAUCUUGAAAAUACAUAUGUUCUACAGAUUCCCACCAUGAAUCGAUAUCUUUAA
Molecule: messenger RNA, 360 nt
Organism: Prunus armeniaca (apricot)
Lineage: Eukaryota; Viridiplantae; Streptophyta; Magnoliopsida; Rosales; Rosaceae
Source: the annotation of a GenBank genome assembly